Messenger RNA from Diabrotica virgifera virgifera (western corn rootworm), 509 nucleotides. RefSeq lists its product as uncharacterized. The coding region runs from base 126 to 446 and encodes 106 amino acids. The transcript has 4 exons. NCBI's taxonomy places the organism in Eukaryota, Metazoa, Arthropoda, Insecta, Coleoptera, Chrysomelidae. The record is from RefSeq and is a predicted model, not a curated record.
GUUUUUAUCUUAUCUUUGAAGAUAAAAUCAUUAUGAUCGGUAAGAAAAUAUGAUAUAGGAAAUUUUAAUAGCAGUAUGAAUUUUGUUUACUUUAAAUCGCUAUUUUAUAAAUUAUUUCUUUAAAUAUGAAGAACAUCUUCAGUAUUAUACUUUUGAUUUGCUUGGCUCUUUGCUAUGGAUCCCCCACAGAAAAAGAAAGCGAAUCUCAUGGACUUGGGAAUAUGUGGUGUCUGCCUUGCUUAGCAAUUCUUAAUGCAAUAUCAGAUUCAAUAAAGGAAAACGAUACCGAAGAUGUUACAAAAUUAGCCGAAAGUCUGUGUGCAGUGGUGUCUUUCGAUAAUUGCAAAGAUAUCAUGGAUGGAAUAGUAAAUGUUACAGAAGCUAUAGUCAAAAAUGGAUACGAACUUAUUGACAUUUGUUAUGCCGCUAUGUGGUGCAAUGCUUAAUAAUUUAGACUUACAGAUUAUGUAUUUUUUAUAGUAAUAGGUACAAAUACAUUGUUAAAUUAA